AUGCUGGGGACGCUGGGGCUUUGGACAUUGUUUCCUGUGGCUGUUCGGGCACCUCCAAACAGGCGGACCUGUGUGUUCUUUGAGGCCCCUCGAGUGCAGGGAAGUACAAAGACACUGGGGGAGCUUCUGGAAGGAGGGCCGGGGCCUCCCCAGAGUAUCCGCUGCCUGUACAGCCACUGCUGCUUUGGGAUCUGGAACCUGACCCAAGGCCAGGCACAGGUGGAGAUGCAAGGAUGCCGAGACAGUGAUGAGCCAGGCUGUGAGUCCCUCCGUUGUGACCUAAGCCCCAGAGCCCAGCCCAGCCCUGGCUCUACUCUCUUCACUUGCUCCUGUGGCACUGACUUCUGCAAUGCCAAUUACAGCCAUCUGCCUCCUCUGGGGAAUCAGGGGGUUCCUGACCCCCAGGGUCCCCAAGCUGCCCCAGGUGGGUCCUUCUGGAUGGCGCUGGUGCUGUUGGGGGUGUUUCUCCUGCUUCUGCUGCUGGGCACCAUCCUCCUGGUGCUGACCCAGCGGAAGGUCUGCAGAGCGCAAGGUGGGUCACGGCCAGAGCCAGACUCAGGCAGAGACUGCACUGAGGACCUGCCCAAGCUGCCCGACUUGUGCUUCUCUCAGGUAAUCCAGGAAGGAGGUCAUGCAGUAGUAUGGGCUGGGAGGCUGCAAGGCGAGCUGGUAGCCAUCAAGGCCUUCCCCCCAAGGGCAGUGGCCCAGUUCCGAGCUGAGAGAGCAGUGUACGAGCUGCCAGGUCUACAGCAUGACCACAUUGUGCGCUUUAUCACGGCUGGCCAGGGAGGCCCUGACCCCCUGCCCUCCGGGCCCCUGCUGGUUCUGGAACUAUACCCCAAGGGCUCCCUAUGCCACUACUUGACUCAGCACACUAGUGACUGGGGAAGUUCCUUGCAGAUGGCUCUGUCCCUUGCCCAGGGCCUGGCAUUUCUCCAUGAAGAGCGCUGGCAGAAUGGCCAAUAUAAACCAGGUAUUGCUCACCGAGAUCUGAGCAGCCAGAAUGUCCUUAUUCGGGAAGAUAAGUCAUGUGCCAUUGGAGACCUGGGCCUUGCUAUGGUGCUCCCUGGCCUCACUCAAGGCCCUGCCUCAGUUCUUACUCAACUCCGAGGCCCGGCUGCUAUCUUGGAGGCUGGCACCCAGAGGUACAUGGCACCCGAGCUCUUGGACAAGACUCUAGACCUACAGGACUGGGGCACAGCCCUCCGACGAGCAGAUGUUUACUCUCUUGCUCUGCUCCUUUGGGAGAUCCUGAGCCGCUGCUCAGAUUUGAGAUCUGACAGCAGACCACCACCCUUCCAACUGGCCUAUGAAGCUGAAUUGGGAAGCACCCCGAGCACCUGUCAGCUCUGGGCCUUGGCAGUAGAGGAAAGGAGGCGCCCUUACAUCCCAUCCACCUGGAGCUGCUUUGCCACAGACCCAGCGGGUCUAAGGGAGCUCCUGGAAGACUGUUGGGAUGCAGACCCAGAGGCUCGGCUGACGGCUGAGUGUGUGCAGCAGCGCCUGGUGGCCCUGGCCCACCCUCGGGAGACUCACCCCUUCCCAAAAAGCUGGCCGCAUGGCUACCCACAAGACUGUCCUUCAACACCUGACCCUGCCCUAAAGGAGAGUGCCUGCCACCUCAAUGUUCAGCAAGGCCUGGGCUCUAGAAAUUCUCAGCCUGCCAGCACCACUUCUCAUGUAUAA
Messenger RNA from Jaculus jaculus (lesser Egyptian jerboa), 1686 nucleotides. It is a transcript of the gene Amhr2, whose product is annotated as anti-Mullerian hormone receptor type 2. The record is from RefSeq and is a predicted model, not a curated record. Gene Ontology annotation, molecular function: transforming growth factor beta receptor activity; ATP binding. NCBI's taxonomy places the organism in Eukaryota, Metazoa, Chordata, Mammalia, Rodentia, Dipodidae. Gene Ontology annotation, biological process: BMP signaling pathway; cellular response to growth factor stimulus; protein phosphorylation. Gene Ontology annotation, cellular component: plasma membrane; signaling receptor complex. The transcript has 11 exons. Bases 1 to 1686 code for a protein of 561 amino acids.